This is a messenger RNA of Oncorhynchus mykiss (rainbow trout), 1833 nucleotides long. RefSeq names its product LRRN4 C-terminal-like protein. The record is from RefSeq and is a predicted model, not a curated record. Lineage: Eukaryota; Metazoa; Chordata; Actinopteri; Salmoniformes; Salmonidae. Gene Ontology annotation, molecular function: protein binding.
AGAUUGUAACAAUACACAUGCAUGCUCAAACAUUCCCUCCCUCCCUCACACACUCAAGCAUUCACCCUCACACACGCUGACGCACUCCUGCACACACUGGAAUGUGAGUAGGUGAGUCACAUGCUUUAAAAGGAUCUGAUCCCAAACUCGUGUUCUAAGCAUAUACAUUACACACAAAAAUACAUGGGCACUUUCUCAUACAAUUAUGUCAUGAACAGCCAACAUACUAUAUACCUCCUCCUAGAAAAACACACUGACACACACAAGCAAACCAGCUCAAGCUUGCCUACUGCUACUGAUGAGUAAAUUAGUAUGCAAGGAGGGACACAUACGAACAGUACACUCACCCCCCUAACGGAAAGAGCCAAGGAGACCUGGAGUGAGAGAGAGAGAUAGAGCGAAUUGAAUUGAGAGAAAGAGAGAGGGGGGGAGAGAGAAGCACAGAGUUUAGAAAUGAGGGGGUGUUAAAAAGGAGGGUAAAGUUUGGUGAGAAUAAAAGAAGACGCUGAUUUGGAGAAAGAGAGAGGGAGGGAGAGAGAGAGGAUGUGAGAGUUAAGAAAAUAACAAAGAAGAGUGAAGAGGGAUUGCGGGAAGAGACAUUAGAUAUCCUAUUAUUCUACAAUUCAGAGAUGAUGUCAUUCUGCUGGAACUUGGCUGCAAUGAUCCUUCUACAACUAUUGACCCCUGACCUGCUUCCCACCCGCCUCAUCAACACCCGCCCCCUUCUCACACAUGCCGUUCCCACCUCCCCGCCAGUUACGUACCCCAAGAUCCAAUACGUUACCGAUGUGGGCUUCGACUACGACGAAGAUGACUACACUGAGGAGGAUGCUUCCCAUUUCCCUCCUAACCACAGCAAAGCCUCAUCAGCUUCUACUCUAGUUCCGAUGCAGUCCAAGCCCUGUGACUACCAUCCCUGCCAGGACAACCAGCUCCCCUGCUCUCAGCUCUCUGCCCAGACCGGAUGCCUCUGCCCUGGUCUAAGUGGGGCAGGCGAGCCCCCUCAUGCUCCACACCUCCAGAAGCUAGUGCCAGGCGCUAAUGGGUGGGCAGAGAUACGGUGGUGCGCCCCUGCCUCUGUGGUAUCUGGGUACCGGGUCAUGAUCGAAGAUCGAAGAGGAGAACCUCUCCAGUUCGGGAGUGAUUCUCGGAGCGGGGUGCUGGGGGAACUAGAGGCAGGAGUCAAGGUGUGUGUGGAGGCGGUGAACAUGGCGGGGGCCAGCGCCCCUUCGAAGCUCUCCUGCCUACACUACGACCCCCCUGAGGCCACCAACCUGGCCGUAAGGGCGGGGGUUAUCGGAGGGGGGCUGGGAUUUCUUCUGCUCCUUUUCCUGGUCACCCUGGUCCUCUGGAGGCGACAGACAUGUAAAACAGGGGAAAACUCAGCAAAGGGGCUGGGGAACCCCUCCUACAGCAAGGAGGGAACGCUGUGAUCCAGUGUUGGGAUUACAGAUGGUACAGUGAUUCAGUAGCACAGGCGACCCCUAGAGAGAAUGUAGGAGUAAAGCAACUGGGAUGUGACAGAGCCAAAAUGGCUUCACUCACCAGUGACUCACCAGCACUGUGCUCAGGUUGUUCAGAAUCCUGCACUUAUGAAUAUAGGAAUUAAAGAACUUUGGACUUUUGUAAACUAAAUAACCCUAACAAAAUCUUAAGAGGCGUUGUGACUAAAGAGACUGCAGGUUGUUUGCUGGCAAAUUAACUUGUGUACAGAAGGAUCAAGACAGGGCAGUUAUGGCAGUCAGAUUCAUGUGUAGAAUAAAUCAAACUAACUGAAUACUCAUGAUGAAUAACAAAAGCAAUUGUUUUUCUAAUAAAAGUGUUUUCAUAAUU